AUGAAUCUUCUGCAAAUUUACUUCACUCAAGAUCAGAUUGAACAUAUCCUCAACAUAAAGACUUCAAUGCAGCAUGAAGAUACUAUCCAAUGGUCUCUCACAAGCAAUGACAUGUUCACAGUUAGCUCUACCUAUAAAGCUAUCAUUUGUUACUACAAUCAAAGCCUUAUUCACAAGGAAGAGGAAGCUAAAGUUUGGCUGGGGAUAUGGCACUUACAAAUCCCACACAAAUGUCAAUUAUUCAUCUGGAAAGUGUCAAAAGAUAUUCUCCAUGUCAACCAAAAACUCAGUAGAUAUGGCCAGAUGCAAGAUAAUAGCUGGAAAAAAUGUCAAGCUGAAAAUGAAACCACCACUCACAUGAUUGUUAAAUGCACCUUUUCCAGAAGAGUUUGGAGUGCUAUAUCUCCAGACAUUGCUCAAGAAAUAAACAAUUUUCAAGAUAUUCAACAUUGGAUAAAAUAUUGGGAAAGCAGAAGCUCUAGAAUCAACUUUGAAGCCAAAGGCAAUAUAAACCUAGUUGUUAUUACAAUGUGGUUUAUAUGGAAGUCAAGGUGUGCAUUAGUUUUUGAAAAUAUGAGAUGCUCCAUCAACAACAUGAAGACCAGAAUUCUUCAGUUCCGCAUUGAUAAUAAAAUUCAAACUAACAUAAAUUUGAAUCAUUUGCAGGUGUUAUGUCAUAGCAACAUAAGUACUAGAAGAACCACUUCUAACUCUAACUACUGGAACCCUCCUCAUAGAGGAAUGCUGAAAAUUAACAUUGAUGCAUCUGUCUUACCAAAUAAUCAUUUUGCUGGAAUUGCUCUAAUUAUCAGAGAUUUUACAGGUCAGUUGGUGGAAGCCUGGACCAUGGUACAAAGAAUUAGAGAUGUCUCUCAGGCUGAAGCAAUUGCAUCUCUUAAAGCUCUUCAAUGGAUCUCUCAAUUCCAACUUCAGAAUGUCAUUGUUGAAGGUGAUAACAAGAAGGUGAUGGAAAGUAUCAAUGGUCUGUACAACAUCUCUCCCUGGGAAGAUGGUAAUAUUGUUAAGAAAUGUCAGCAUUUAAUUUAG
Molecule: messenger RNA, 1047 nt
Organism: Papaver somniferum (opium poppy)
Lineage: Eukaryota; Viridiplantae; Streptophyta; Magnoliopsida; Ranunculales; Papaveraceae
Exons: 1
Coding region: 1-1047 (348 amino acids)
Molecular function (GO): nucleic acid binding; RNA-DNA hybrid ribonuclease activity
Source: RefSeq, a predicted model, not a curated record